Gastrolobium bilobum is the source of this 713-nucleotide messenger RNA. RefSeq lists its product as uncharacterized. NCBI's taxonomy places the organism in Eukaryota, Viridiplantae, Streptophyta, Magnoliopsida, Fabales, Fabaceae. The transcript is spliced from 3 exons. The record is from RefSeq and is a predicted model, not a curated record. Bases 62 to 472 code for a protein of 136 amino acids.
UACAUCAGGGAGCAAGUGUUAAUUAAUCCUCUGUUGAAUUUGAACUUUGGACGCAGUUCCCAUGGCUUCACGGAGGGGAUGCCCUCACAGUCAGAGUCACAGCCAUCUUCAGCGUCACUGCCCCCACUGCCCCCUCUACCAUCAUUGCCCCCACUGCCCCCUCCACAACCCUCACUUUCAUUCCAAGUCUUUCCAACAAUUACAUUAUUUCACUCCUCUUCCGCAAAAUUCACAUCUCUUCAAUCCCUUGCCUCUCAGAAAUCAUCCCAAUUCUGGGCCUGUUGAGUAUAAUAAUCAAUCUAUGACCUCUGAUGCUAUAAUUUCACAAGAGCUGGAGCAUGUAGAGCUAGAUGGUGAAGAAGAGGAUGAUGAACCAGUUUUUGUUCUAACUGAUGAAUGGAGGGAAUUCUUUGCUAAAUCUGAAGCCCGGAGGAAGCUAGAGAAGAAACAGGGCAAGAAGGGAAAGAAGUAAAGAGAGAAAUAGAGAAAUGUUCGUUAACAAUUUCUGUAUGGGUGAUCAAAAGGUUGUUAAUCGGUGGUUGAUGAUGAUCCUGCUUUUGAGAAUUUAAUUUCUUCUAAGCCAGAUGAGGAUGUAAUCUUUAGUCAUGUAUGACAACAAGGAGUCUUGUCUGCACUUUUUAAAAAGAUGAAUCACUUACUAAUAUUCGUUGUUCAUUUUUUUGUUUGUUAUUUUAUAAAUUUAUCCAUGGUAU